Colletotrichum lupini is the source of this 339-nucleotide messenger RNA. RefSeq lists its product as uncharacterized. Bases 1 to 339 code for a protein of 112 amino acids. The record is from RefSeq and is a predicted model, not a curated record. The transcript has a single exon. NCBI's taxonomy places the organism in Eukaryota, Fungi, Ascomycota, Sordariomycetes, Glomerellales, Glomerellaceae.
AUGUACCUACAUAGAAGAAGCAAGUUAACAAAGCUUUACUUACUGGUUUUCUGCGGACUUCUUGUCAACCAGUUGACCAAAAAGAGACUACGUUUGACAGCAGCGUUCUCGUUUAUGUUAGCAACCCGCUUACCACACACAGCUCACUCUCACACGAGGUCUCACACCAUCUCCAAUUAUGCACCUCCAACACCUGGUCUGUCGGCAAAAUCUGCAAAAAAGCAAUCAUCGCAACAUCAUCAAACGACAAAAGAUUUCAAUGCCCAGAGGCGGAUUCGAACCGCCGUCAACACGGAUCGCUGUAUAGAAGAACCACAACGUAUCAUCCUAACCAACUAG